Messenger RNA from Petromyzon marinus (sea lamprey), 4006 nucleotides. It is a transcript of the gene SYAP1, whose product is annotated as synapse associated protein 1. Gene Ontology annotation, cellular component: synapse; Golgi apparatus; nucleus. Gene Ontology annotation, biological process: TORC2 signaling; regulation of short-term neuronal synaptic plasticity. The record is from RefSeq and is a predicted model, not a curated record. Lineage: Eukaryota; Metazoa; Chordata; Hyperoartia; Petromyzontiformes; Petromyzontidae.
UCGAGGCGCAGUCCGCCCCAGGGGCGAGUUGCGUUUCCACAAGCAGCUCGUGACGCUAAACAAACCGGAACGACUUCUUCUCACACAUCGACGAUUUAGUCCGUGUGUGUGUGGUGGUGGUGGUAAACACGACGGAGAUUUGCAAGAGCAAUAACGCGGGCAAGGUGGGAGAAGUUGUUUCCCAGAGGACAUUUGCGUUGAACUCGUGUGAGAAUCCCGAGAGAUAGAGAGCGAGACCCACUCCCUUCCUCCCCCGGGGUGAGAUUACAACAAAGAAGAAGGAGCGAGUCAUGUUCAAGUCCCUGGGCAGCUGGUUCGGCGGCGGGCACAGCCAAGACGGGCAGCGGGAGAGGCGGGAGGACGACGAGGAGACGACGGGGGAGGAGAAGAGGCAGGAAGAUGGUCGUCAAGAGCAGCAGGAACGGCGGCAGCAGCAGGAGGAGCAGCAGCAGCAGGAGAACGAUUAUGAGGAUCUGGAUGUGACGGGACAGGCUGGCGUGUUUGGCAACUACCUCUACAAUGUGGCUGUCUCUGCCACCAAGAAGGUGUCCGAGUCGGUGUUAGAGACGGCACAGACGCUGCGAAAGACGGUGGAGGAGGGGAAGCUGGACGUGAUUUUGGACAAGGGCAUUCUUGGGGAAUUCAACAAGGAGCAAGAGAAAUUUAAGCAGGAGAAUCUUAAAAAGAGAUCCGAUGUGGCGGUGCCCCCGUGGGUUGGCUGUCACGACGAGGACACGGUUCGGCAGCAGAUCCUGGCCCUCUCCGCGGAGCGACGGAACUUCCUGCGAGACCCGCCGGACGGUGUGCAGUUCCACUUCGACUUCGACGAGACCUUCCCCGUCGCCACAGUGAUGCUGGAGGAGGACGAGCUGCUCAAGCAGAUGCGCUUCGACCUUGUGCCAAAACUGGUGAAAGAAGACCGGUUCUGGAGGAACUACUUUUACCGCGUGUCGCUAGUGAAGCAGUCAUCCCAGCUGACAGCAUUGGCCGCUUCACCUCAGUCGUCUUCCCCCACGGCUUGCGAGCAGCUGGAGAUGCGGGCAGGAGAGAGCAGAGACUCUGCGUGGACACACGACUCCACAGACUCCACCAAACCAAGGACGCCACCGCUGUCGAUAACGAAACAGGCGACUGGACCAGAGGGAGAGGAGGAGGAGAUGUCGAUGAGCCCGAACCCGGAGGAGUUCGCCAGCGAGGCGUUCAGUGACCCGGGCGGCACGCGUCUGUGCGCCGACGAGCUGCAGAAGGCCAUGCGGGAGCUGGGCAUGGGCAAGGAGUCGGACAGCGCGGCGGCGGUCACGGCGGCGGCGGCAACCGGAGGAGGAGGAGACGCGGCGCAGAGAACAGCAGGAGGUGGUGCCGGGGCAGCGGAGCCGGCAACGCAUGACGGGAAGCCUCAGCAUAAUUACAACACCGCGGGCGCUGUCGAUGCCGAGUGGGAGGAGAAGAUUCAGCAGGAGAUUCAGGACUACAACAUCGAGGAGGAUGAAGACAAGGGAUCUUGGGAGGACGAGAUAGAGGAGAUGCUGCAAGCGGAAAACUGAUGUGGCCCCAGCAAAAAAAAUGAAACAGACAUUUUUCACAGUGCCAUUCGGCCAUUUCCUAGCUGAUGAUGCAGGUGGCUCCCACCCAACCAGCUCGUGUCACAUUUUAUCGACAGAUGUUUGUGCACGUUGCGUCACCUUUCGGCAUUUUUUUUCAAGGAAUAUAAUUUGCGCUGUAUUAUACGCAAGUUGUGUAACUGUAAUCAUGUUGGCAAUGUACACACCGAGAUUUUUAAGUACAAACGUACGAGUUGAAAUGAUUUGACGCCCCUCUUUUGGUAACGAAGCAAUGCAAUAAUACCGUAAUAGUGCAAAGCCCUUUCGUCAACCCACCACUGGAUGAAGGCCUUCCAAUGCCGUGUUGGUCAUCGUGUUCUUUGACCAUACCUCGCCACGCUGGUCAGUGCGGGUUUGUGAAGGGCACGCCCAGGAACAGUUCGAUGCCCACUGCCAAUGUUAGCCGUGGCCCGGGAUUCAAACUCGGGGAGCCGGGUUCAUAGCGCAAUGCUCUAACCAUGCCACUGCUCCACGCCACAAAACAAUGAUACAAUACGAUUUGUAUAAGCAUCUCUGAAAUAUGCAUGACUUUUCCAUGUCUCGCUGGCAGACACUGAAGUCCAAAUUUAAGCAUGCAUUUAUUACUCUGCACUACAACAGGUCUGCAAACAUAAUUCGCAUCUCCUGUAGAUAUUGUUUCAGGCCUAAAUAAAUAGUUGAAACGCAAGGACUCGUGACAGGUGUUUGGGGGCCAAUGUUGCGUGGAGACGGGCUUCUAGAACAGUUUUGCGCUUAGUGACGCAGCCGUGCACGUUUAAGCCAUAAGCCACGGAUGGUACGAUUCAUUCCCGGUUGUCUCAUUCGUACUUUGUUCAACAACCUCACUGUCGGUCACAACACUACUCUGCUUCUCCCCUCGCGCUGCUCCACUUUGUAAAUCCCUCCAACCGCCUAUUUUCCGAAGUUCUCACAACCUUCAUUUCAAUUAAUGGGUUAAUUAUCUACAACUUUUAAAGAACCAAGCUGGCCGCUUGGUUCUUUGGGCCUGUGUUCACCAACCGGUUGGUAAACAUAAAACGUUGGGCAACGUUGGUCCAAAGUUCCAUGUUUAUAAAAAAAAGCCUCGGCAAAGUUUUUUUAAAUCCUUGGAGCAUUGCAUAGUGGCAGUGAAGCGAGGUUCAAGAAUGUUUGGCUCCGAGUGGUCUCCAUCUGUUUGGCCCUCCAGAUUAGAAGCGCUUGGGCAACGGUUCCAAUUUGAGAAGUAAUGAAGUGUGUCCUGAUACGGUUCAAGCAGAGACAUGCCGCCUCCUAUGCUGCAUUGGGCAGUCAGGGCCUCGUGUGCAUUGGUGGGAGAAGUGUUGUCUUCACAACGCAAUGAUGCCUCAUUACUUUUCAGUCCCCCAACAUUCUGUCGCUCCCCACCCCCAGCUAAGACCAGGCCUAUCCCAACCCCUCCCUAUCAAUCACUCUUGUUUUGCCUGUCAUCAAAACUACAUCACUUAACCUACAUCUUAAUUUCAAAUCAUCCUAUGUACAAUUGUAUAAUUGCUGUAAAGCGCCUUGGUUAAGGCGUUGUAUAAAUCUAGAUCCUGGAAUUAAAACUCAACUCUCCGGGAAUGACUAAUCUUCCUCGUUUGAAGGAGCAUCUUUCCGUAGCACCUACUAAAUGCACGGUGGUUUGAAAGGCUGAUCCUAAACAGGUGACUAUGAAGGGGACAGCUGCUCUAUAUGGGUGCACGUUGCAUAUUCGACUGGCGCAUAUCUAAGCCAAGUAACCACGUACACCAAGUGCAGUAUUGGUGCACAGUGGUGUAACUCAUGACUACAGGUGUUCACACGUAACCAUUUCGCAUCACCGCCCAUUGUCCCCAACGAAAUGGGAGUGACAUUGUCCUGUAUAGUAAACAGUUGCCAAUAAUUAUAACCAUCAGCUGGUAUCCUUUAAUCACUCUUUAAAAUGAAAUAUCGCAAUGUUUGCUAAGAGUUACACAUACGGAUUAAUCGUUUCUGGGGGGAACAUUGUGGUGCGUAGGUGGUGUCUAUAGUGGUAUAGCUGUUGAGUGCACAGGAAAGGCAACUGUAGGAAGGCCCAGGUUUUUUUUUUUGGGGGGGGGGGGCAGGCGCUGGGCUACGACGAGGGGAGGACAAAUGAAUAGGGUGGGUGAGGCCCCCCAUUCCAUUCCUUCCUCCAGGCCCUCAUUUCAUUCCUUCCUCCAGGGCCCCCCCCCCCCAUUUCAUUCCUUCCUCCAGGGCUCCCAAUUGAUCGCUUCCAGCCCCCCCCCCCCCAUUUUAUUCGUUGUACCAGGGUCCAUGCCUAUCACACGAUGCCUCUACUGGGCCUUUUCAGUUCUGUGUUGUAUAAAUGUUAUGCAUUCUUAAUGUGCGCUUUACAUCCUUAAUAAUGUACUUGAACAUCAAGUGCUACUGUAAAUGCAAAAUAAACUCCACAUUAAAGUUGACGGCAA